Molecule: messenger RNA, 1572 nt
Organism: Bolinopsis microptera
Lineage: Eukaryota; Metazoa; Ctenophora; Tentaculata; Lobata; Bolinopsidae
Product: enhancer of mRNA-decapping protein 3-like
Exons: 7
Coding region: 52-1314 (420 amino acids)
Biological process (GO): P-body assembly; deadenylation-independent decapping of nuclear-transcribed mRNA
Cellular component (GO): P-body
Molecular function (GO): mRNA binding
Source: RefSeq, a predicted model, not a curated record
UAAUUAGUUAAUGAUGAUCAGUGACGAUAAUUAGUGACCCAUUAUUUAGCUAUGACAACAGAUUAUGUGGGGUCUGUAGUGUGCGUGAAACUAAGCAAUGGCAGUUCCAUAAAAGGUCGAGUAGUUAAGAUAAGUUCAGCCACCAUAUCUCUCACCGACCUACCCGGGAAACAGAAAAACAACACGCUAGAUCUCUUUAGUCAUGAGAUUACAGAUCUCGAUAUCGUCUCUUUACCUUCCUCUCGACAAAAUCAGGAUCCGAAGCAGAUAACGAUAAUGAGACGGGACCAGAGUCCGGGGCGUAGAGGGAGCUCACCAAAUGAAAUGAUUCAGGACAAUAUGACACGCAAGCAGUAUAAAAAGGGCGAUACCUUCUCCGUGUCCGUCCAGAACAUGAACCCAGACUUUGACUUUCAAUCGAGCAACAAAAUGUUCCAAAAAGAUACCAUAUUUGACGAGUGGAGGCAACAGGACGGUGGUCUUCCUAGACUAGGCAACCCUGACAAACUGAAGCCGACCGAGAUGGUGAUAGAAAAUGUGGCACCCAUCCACGGACCUACAUUUGAUGGCGACUUUACGUCUGACGAUAAGAUACCUCUUGUGGGACUGAGUCUCUCUAAGAGGAUAGCACUGUUUAAGAGGGCCAUAAACUGCGGUCUGAGUUAUAGUCAUGUUGUCAGCGUAGCUGGAAUGUCUGUUGCACAAAUGGUCAUUCAGGUUCUGGGCGGAAGUUGUCGUGUCAGUUUCAACAACCACAACAAGCCACCCGUAGUUGCCGCUUUGGUGAGCAGUGGAGAAAGUGGUAAAGUGGCUAUCACGGCGGCUCUCCACUUGUCUCAACAUGGUGUUAACGUUAAAGUUAUCUUGUUUGCCACCCCCAAGGGUUGUGAUGGCAUUGUUAACAUUCUGCAUAAGUGCAAGUGUGUACUAGAGAACGGUCUCCAGGGGCUUCCUAAUAUUAUUGACAUCAUCAUCGACGGGACCCAGGACCGUAAUACCUUACUAAAUUGGCCGGAGUGGAUGAACACGGUGAUAGACUGGACGGAGCAGAGUACAGUACCAAUAGUUGCUGUUGACCCCCAACAUCCUCAGCAGAUGCCACGUAAUCCUACACCUCCUAAAUUUACCUGCGCUCUUGGGGCUCCUCUUCUCACUCAAGGCAAGGUUGGUAGACUGUUUCUAGUGGACAUUGGACUCUUUCCUCUCGCUUUCAAAGAAGAAAACAUUCCUUAUAGAUCACCCUUCUUUGAUAAGUUCGUAAUUCCACUGAAUCGGAACGCAAAACAGCGCAUCAACAGUAGUAACAGUGGAUAACUCUGCGACAUGACCCGUGACCGACAAAUCAAAUUGUCAGUUGUCGUUUUAAAGGACUGUGUUUUACUCGAAUCGGUGGUGUGAUGAGUAGUCAUUAAAAUGAUGACAGUUUUCUGAUGUUUCAUUUUACUUCGGCUGUUUUUGGUCGAACUAUAUAUACGUAUAUUGCCGUGUCGUUAGUGUCGCAAUGCGUAGCAAACCGAUGUUUUUUAUUUGUUUGAGGUUACCAACAAUCAUUAUUGUUUUUAGUUUUAUCAA